Hippocampus zosterae (dwarf seahorse) is the source of this 727-nucleotide messenger RNA. Its product is annotated as receptor-type tyrosine-protein phosphatase alpha-like. The transcript has 2 exons. The record is from RefSeq and is a predicted model, not a curated record. Gene Ontology annotation, biological process: protein dephosphorylation. The coding region runs from base 275 to 727 and encodes 150 amino acids. NCBI's taxonomy places the organism in Eukaryota, Metazoa, Chordata, Actinopteri, Syngnathiformes, Syngnathidae. Gene Ontology annotation, molecular function: protein tyrosine phosphatase activity.
CUAACUUCGCCUAAAUUCUGUAACCUGAACCCCUGACCCUAUUCUUAAACCAAACCCCAAUCGCCAGACUCCCCAACACUCGCACGCCACCUUCAACAUUGACGUGAGUGGUAGAUUGAUAAUUGCGCGAUUUUCUUCUAAGUUUUCCUUGAACAGGGUUUCACCAUAAAGAACAAAUUCUCAGCAGCACGAGGUAAGUUGAUGUUCACUCGAUUCGAGUUACUUUGCAAGAAACAAACACGAUUUUUGUUGUGCCAGGUCCAAAGAGGACACGAUGGCUGAUCUCUGGAGGAUGAUUUGGGAGCAGGAGGUUGUUAUUCUGGCGCACCUGAAGGAAGACGUGUGUGACAGUUGCUGUCACUGGCUGGAUCGGGGCUGCUGGACCUACGGGCACGUGGCAGUGGAGGACUCGGACGUGCUGGUGGAUUACACCAUACGCAAGUUCUACGUCCAACACAUCAGAAGCAUCGAAUGGCUCCUUCUGGGCAACGAUUUUCACUUAACACUUUGUCCAUCUCGUAGCAAUCGAAUGAUGCCGCGUGUGGUCACGCCGCUCCAUUUCACCAACUGGCCCAACUUCGGCGUGUCCUUCUCUCCCAUCGGCAUGCUCAAGUUCCAAGAAAGUCAAAGGCGCUCAAGCCGCCCGUCGCGCCCAUCGUGGUCCACUGCAGGUACAUUACAGGCACCGCGCUUCAAAAUAUUUCUCUGGCUAAUGUUAAGAAUGUAA